GUGACGCGACAUCUCCGGACUGGGCAGGAUGAGCACAGCCAGAAAAUGGCGGAUAUUGAGGAGUUACGGAAUAUGGUAUCAAGUUUCCGUGUCUCAGAGCUCCAGGUACUUUUAGGUUUUGCUGGAAGGAAUAAGAGCGGUCGCAAGCAUGAACUUUUGCUAAGGGCUCUGCAUUUACUGAGGAGUGGCUGUAGUACUGCUGUGCAGAUCAAAAUAAAGGAACUGUAUCGUCAGAGAUACCCAAGAACAUUCGAAGGUCUUUCAGAUUUGACUGCUCUUAAGUCAAGCAUCAAGUCUUACUUUCACAUAGCCGGUGGUGCCACGGUUGUGAGCUCAGAUCUUCCUCUGCAAACUGGCCAUUCGGACCUGGUGCAGCAGCACCUGUCGAGCUGUGAGUCACCUGUUUUUCAUGAAUCAAAGCCCAUGAUGAAUAUGCAGCAGUCCACACCACUUAUGGCUCCCGUCCACCCGGACGUGCAGAUGAAAUCCCUCCCUUUUUACGAUGUGCUGGAUGUCUUGAUCAAACCAUCAAGUUUAGGGGCCAGUACUGUUCAGCGGUUUCACCAGGAGAAAUACUUUAUAUUUGCUUUGACUCCACAACAAGUGAGAGAAGUUUGUAUUUCUCGGGAUUUUCUUCCAGGUGGCAGAAGAGACUACAUGGUUCAAAUUCAACUACGGUUUUGUCUAGCAGAGACUAGCUGUCCACAAGAGGACAAUUAUCCAAACAGCCUGUGCAUUAAAGUCAAUGGGAAGCUCUUUCCUCUCCCUGGCUAUGCACCGCCUCCUAAGAAUGGUGUGGCAAAAAGACAAGGCAGACCACUGAACAUCACAUCUCUAGUCAGGUUGUCAUCUGCUGUACCAAAUCAGAUAUCAGUCACAUGGGCACCUGAAAUAGGGAAAACAUACUCCAUGUCUGUUUACUUGGUACGGCAGCUGACCUCACCACUGUUACUGCAGAGAUUAAGAAUGAAGGGGAUCAGAAACCCUGACCACUCCAGAGCAUUAAUUAAAGAAAAACUCACAGCAGACCCUGACAGUGAAAUUGCCACAACCAGUUUACGAGUCUCACUUAUGUGCCCUCUUGGCAAGAUGCGCCUUACAGUUCCCUGCCGAGCUGUCACCUGUUCUCACCUGCAGUGCUUUGAUGCUGCUCUCUACCUGCAAAUGAAUGAGAAGAAGCCCACCUGGAUCUGUCCUGUCUGUGACAAAAAGGCCACAUAUGAGAGUCUGAUCAUAGAUGGGCUUUUCAUGGAAAUACUCAAUGAUUGCACAGAUGUAGAUGAAAUCAAAUUUCAAGAGGAUGGGACAUGGUGUCCAAUGAGACCAAAGAAGGAGGCUUUGAAAGUGUCGUCUUCGUGUAUCCCAAAAAUUGAUUGUGCUGUCCCAGUGCGACAGUGUGCAGUUGUGCCACUCCCCGAACCCAGCAGUACAAAAAAAGCAGACGUGAUCGAUCUGACGCUAGAGAGCUCGUCUGAUGAUGACGAGGACAGUGAUCCACCUCUGAAAAAGCGCUGUGUCUACAUGUCAAAAGCUGAGGAGAUGCACAGCAAAGGGGUUUUGACUUAUCAGCCAUCAACUGUUCGAGUGCCAAAUGUCCAGGCGCUGGACACCUCAUACCUGACCUCCUCCAUAGCAGACUACUCUGUUCCAUUCCACCAUUCAACCUUAUCCACUAUUCCCACAGAUAUGCAAAGUCUUGAUUUAUUUUCGCUGAUUCAAGGGGAGCCACAGCAGCAUUACAGAGCCCCCAUAUUUUUAGACAACCUCUCUAGCAGCCUUCAGAGUGCCACCACCAGCGCUGGCCUUGUAUCCUCAUCAGCUCAGUACACAGUAGAGACGGGAACCCAUAGCAGCAGCUCUAGUCACGAGACAGGUGUCAUCACUGGAGGAUCUUCAGGUUUAUCAGACAUUAUAUCACUAGACUGAAUCAUGGUUCAUCUUUGUUGGCAGAACUACACGUCAGUAAACUUACCAAACUGAGACAAAUUGGCUAAGCUAAAAAAAAAAUGUAUGUUGGACUAUGGAAUUCAAGAAUUGACAAGGAACUAGGAGGACUGCAAUGAAGCAAGAUCAUGUGGCUUGGUCAGCAAAUGCAGCACCGACUCAAGCUAUUUUGUCUUCAAAUUACGGAAACUCAAGUUAUAUUUAAUUACUCUCACAUUAGCUUUUUGAUUUGAGGAGUAGAGCUGAAAAAGGAGUGGACUGAAAAUGUCAGACACAAACUGUCAGCAAAUUGUUGAAAUGAAAAUGGAAUUUCAGCGGCAACACAAAUUGUUGGCAUUAACAAUUUCAGCAGUGCAAUUAUUAAUAUUUUUGUUUCAAUUUCAGACUUCAGUUGCAGCAAUAAAAACUUUUUGUAUAUUGUAAAUGUUUACUCGUCUGAUAGAGUACAGUACAAAUGUCAGAUUGCAACACUUUUGUCUGUUUUUGAAGAUUAUGUGGUUUUAAAUUGUGAUUUAAUUAUUUUAUCAAAGGUAAUCAGAUUCCUGGUUGAUCAUGCAGUAAGUCAAUUUUGAAUCUGUAAUUUUAUGUGGAUGUAGUUUGUCCACUCUACCCCAUGUGUUUGUUAUCUUAAAAUAAAUUUAACAUAUUUGGCUCAAACUGCAACAUGACCUGCUUUAAAAUAUCCUAAUUUUAAUGGUUAUUGGUCUGCUCAUAAAACAUGCAGCUGUAGGAAAAAUGUAAAUGAAGCCAUUCAAGGUAUGAUUAAAAAUUAUGCCUCAAAGUUUGUAUACAAGAUGUCACAUAGGAUCAACACAAUACACAAAUCUUCUUUAUUUUGUUAUUUUGGAGGUCUUUUUUUAUUGCUAAUGGAUAUUUACUUUAUAGACAUAAGCAGCAGUUUUAGUUCUUCUCACAUAUAGUCUUAUUGGAUAUGUGCCAUGUAAUUUUGAGAAAGUCUGAAGGCAUGUGAAUGGUUGUUUGUCGCUCAUUUCUUUUUCACAUGUAGCUAUUCCCUGUUACAUACAUUGUAUGGACUAUUUUGAGUCUAUGAAGCAAAUUUUAUUGAUAAAAAAAAAUGCUAAUUGUACCUCCCAGUGAGGGCUGAGUUUUAUAAUGAAUGCAGCUCGUCAUUGAUGGAUGGCAAAGUUAGGAGCAUGGGCAUCCACAUCUGAAGUCCUAUAAACUAAUCCACAGU
This is a messenger RNA of Xyrauchen texanus (razorback sucker), 3139 nucleotides long. RefSeq names its product E3 SUMO-protein ligase PIAS2-like. The record is from RefSeq and is a predicted model, not a curated record. NCBI's taxonomy places the organism in Eukaryota, Metazoa, Chordata, Actinopteri, Cypriniformes, Catostomidae. Gene Ontology annotation, molecular function: SUMO ligase activity; zinc ion binding; transcription coregulator activity. Gene Ontology annotation, biological process: protein sumoylation; regulation of transcription by RNA polymerase II.